Lithohypha guttulata is the source of this 2727-nucleotide messenger RNA. RefSeq lists its product as uncharacterized. The record is from RefSeq and is a predicted model, not a curated record. The transcript has 2 exons. NCBI's taxonomy places the organism in Eukaryota, Fungi, Ascomycota, Eurotiomycetes, Chaetothyriales, Trichomeriaceae. Bases 1 to 2727 code for a protein of 908 amino acids.
AUGAUAGACGAAACUUCUAAUGCACUACCUAUUGUGCAAACGAUUGAGGAAGAAGAAGUUCAACCAGAGAAUGUUCCUUUGCCUACCGACUCAAUGAUCACUGUACGGUUGUCGGACCUCGACCUGAAUACUCAUCCCAUAAUUGUGGAAGAGCCAGUAGAGGAGCACCCAAUCGACGUCGUUACAGGGACUGCACACUCUAGUACAGUCUCCUCACUAUCUACCUCAUCUUCGAGACCAUCUAGCAGAAGUUCAAACGCGUCGAGCACUUCCAACUCGGUUGACUGGGAAGGUCUUGACAAGACUGAGGAGCAAGAGGUCAAAGAUGAGGCUACAGACGAGUCAACCGCCCUUCUUCUGGCCAGGCUCGAACAGGAGAACAAUGCUCUUGCAAUCGAUCCCAAAUCGGGCAUUUCUCCGAAGAGACAAAGAGCUGACACUCGUCCCAUGCCGAGGCCCAUGUCUGUUCAUGGCCUGAAGAAGUUGGUCAACGGCCCACAAAGACAAUCUCUACGAUACUCUCUCGUACCUGCACCUGCUAUGACCGAGCUCGAUUUCUGGGCAGCCCUCGUGCAAGAUUAUCCUCAGACCGUCCAACGAUUACCUACCCUUACCUCCAAUAAGAUUCGAGGAGGUGUGCCUCCACCGCUCCGAGGCGUGGUAUGGCCCAGUAUUGCUGGUGCUCACGAUCCAAAACUUCACGAAGACUUCCAAAGGUUAUCGAUCGAGACGAGCCCCUAUGACGGUCUAAUAGGAAAAGACGUAGGCAGGAGCUUUCCCAAUGUCGAUAUGUUUAAAGAGAAGGAUGGCGAAGGUCAACAAAUGCUUAGAAGAGUCCUCAAAGCUUUCAGCUUGUAUGACGAAAAGAUCGGCUACUGUCAAGGUCUUGGGUUUGUGGUCGGUCCUCUAUUGAUGCACAUGAGCGAACCUGAGGCUUUUGCUGUAUUGGUCAGACUCAUGGAGCAUUACGACCUACGAUCCUGCUAUACUCCUGAUCUGGCUGGUCUGCAUUUACGCAUCUACCAGUUUCAGCAAUUGCUCACCAAACAUAUGCCAGAACUUUCUGCUCAUCUGACCGCGCUGAAUGUUGAGCCACUAUAUGUCUCCCAGUGGUUCCUGUCAUUCUUUGCAGUUACGUGUCCCUUGCCCAUGCUAUUACGGAUUUACGACAUUAUUUUGGCAGAAGGUGCUACAGAAACUCUAAUGAGAGUGGCUUUGUCACUCAUGCAAAGAAACCAAAAGAAACUUCUGGCUUUCUCCGAAUUCGAGGAUGUCAUGCAAUUUCUGCUCUCACGAAGUCUGUGGGAUACCUAUGCUCAACACGCCGACGAUAUGGUCACAGAUUUCACCUCACUCACCAAUCUUGUUAGCCGCGAGACAUUACAAAACCUCGAAGGAGACUUCAAACAAUCACAAACGCCUGUCAUACCAUCUCCACUGAAAAGUGCUGCGACCUCUUUACUUGGCAGGUUCUGGGCUGGUGCCAGUCAUCAACAAACAAAGUCAAAUUUGAGCCUCAGAAUUCCUGGUGAAUCUGUGACUGUCACCACGUUACGUAAGACUUCUUCUGGCAACAGUCUCACUUCAACAGUGGCUUCGAUCGAGAUAACCACCUCCGAUAAAACUUCGGAAAGCACUGAUCUUUCUGACGCGGGUCGAGCGAAAAGCGAGGUCAUUUCUUUGGCGUCAUCUGAUACUGCACCUACCACUAUGUCGGACAAAGGUUUACACAGUCAAAUAGAAGAUUUACUUACUGCGCUUGGAAAGUUGCAAUAUCAGCAAAUGGAACUGGCACGUGAGUUGCAACGUGAACGAGAGGAACGAGAGGAAGAACGAACAUUGGCAACUUCUCUUCUUCACCAAUUGCGCAAGCAAAGAGAAGAGAGGCGACUAUCUACUUAUGACGAAGAGUCGGCAAAGGCAGACGAUGAGAUCGAGGAGUUGAUCAAUAAUGCAAGCCAGAAGUUAUGCCCCACAGAAUCCCGAAGGAUAUCCAUAAUCCAAACCAAGCACCAAUUGCGAGACGCGGCGGUUGAAUGGAAGGAAAAGCAUGAAACAGAAGCUGCUAGAUGUCAAGACCUGAUGAGACAACUCGACGAGCGAGAUUCCGAACACAACACAUUACGGGACGAACUGAGGGAGGCCCGCCAACGCAUUCAGGAUGCUCACAAGGACAAGCAGCGCCUGGAGAGGCAAGUUCAAGAUCUCAAAACUCAAAAUCGGUCGAGUCCUGCACUCGAGUCUCCUCAAGACCUUUAUACACCUAUCAGCGAGAAAACGGAGCUAGAGCUAAAGCUACCACCUCCGGCCAAAGGACUGAGAGAGUUCAGACUGGGCCGAGCAGACAAUCCUCGCGCUUCCUCUCUGCAAUUCUCGAAACGCUGUAGCAGUCUUAUGAUGGCACCCCCACCAGUUGAGCAGACUCAAUCUCACGAAGCUUUGUUGCUUGAUUUAGUCAACGCGAAGACUGCGGAGGCUGUGGCAAGACAGGAGCUGGAAGAGACGAAAGGCAAACUAGAUGCAUUGCGAAAGAUCAUCAGUGGAGGCGCUAUGACACCAACACUGAGUGCAAAGUUUGAGCACAGCAGUAGUGCGUCAAUAUUCGGGACCACUCCGCCGUCCGCAUCAGCAAAGACUCCUGAGAUGCCCAAACCUGCUACACAUGCUCAUGCUCCUUCGACGAGUAGUGUAGGUGGGUUCUUCUCCGGAUGGGGCAAGCGGACAUGA